Molecule: messenger RNA, 1415 nt
Organism: Mauremys reevesii (Reeves's turtle)
Lineage: Eukaryota; Metazoa; Chordata; Testudines; Geoemydidae
Gene: BCL2L12
Product: BCL2 like 12
Exons: 7
Coding region: 31-1095 (354 amino acids)
Biological process (GO): regulation of apoptotic process
Source: RefSeq, a predicted model, not a curated record
UCCUGCCCCCCCCCCGGGACAGGCAGGGCCAUGGCGGCCCCCCCCGAGCAGCGCCGCCGGCUGCAGGAGGAGACCCGGCUCGUGCUGGAGGCUUUUCUGCGGGGGGCGCUGGGCCAGCGGCCCCCCCUGGGGCACGUGGGGGGCAGCUACCAUGACCCCCACUGCUACGCACACAGGCGCCCCGUGGCGCAGGGGGGGGCGCCUGCCCCAGGGGGGGCCUGGACCCCCCUGCACGAGGAGAUCAGCCGGGUGGAGGAACGCAAGCACGGCUUUAAGACCAGCAUGAAGCGGCUGCUGCAGCGACGGACCAGCCCCCGCCGGGACCCCCCCGGGGCAGAGCCCCGCGAAGGGCCGAAGGAAGGGGGGGAGGGGCGCCCCAAGCACAGCCGGGGGUUUUCCUUCAAGGGGGUGCUGCGGAGGAAGGGCCCCCCCCGGGAGGAGACAGAGCCCCCACCUCCUCCCUCCGCACCCCCCAACUCCCUGCCAGUCACCCCCUGCUACUGCACGGACACCCUGACCGCACAGCCGGACCCCCUGCCUCUGGGCCGGGCGGCCGAGGACCCCGAGUUCUACGCCCGCGUGGCCCGCAAGCUGGACCGGCUGGUGAAGCGGCAGCGGAGCACCCCAGGCAGCCCCAGUGGGGUCCGGUCCCCUGGGGUCAUGGCCGGGCCCCUCAGCCCCAAGCUGGGCCCCGGGCCCCCAGUCCCGCCGGAGCCGGCCAGCGAGACGCACAAGGAGCAGGUGAUACAGAGACUGGUGGCCCUGCUGGAGGAGCAAGCCGGGGUCAUCAACGAAGAGAUCGAGGCCGACCCGCUGCUCCGCGGUUCCCUGUCCCGCCUGUCGUACCGCAGCUUCUCCCGGCUGGCCGAGGCCUACACCGCACAGGCCGACCCGGGCAGCUCCAGUCCCCAGCUCACCCGGCUGGCCCUGACCAUGGAGCUGACGCGGAAGGUGGCAGGAAUCAACAGCCACCCGGUGCAGAUGCUGAUGGGCUACAGCCUGCAGUACAUGGACAUGUUCGUGCCCUGGCUGCAGCAGCAGGGCGGCUGGGAGAGCAUCGCGGGACAGGACGAGAUGUUCGAGCUCCUGGACUAGCAGCCCCCUGGCCGCGGGGGGGCUCCGAAGGGGUGUCACAAGGCUGGCCCCUCCCCCUUUCCUCCCCAGAAUCCGCCUUGUGGGGAGGGUUCAGAGCACAGCCGUGACAGGGGGGAGGGUACCUGUCUGGGGGGAAGGGCAGGAAACUGAGCCAGCCCUCCCCGAAUUCUCAGCGGGAGUCGGGGUCACUGGAGGAAUCCGCCCCAUAAAAUCUCUGGGCCUGCCCAGGCUGGGGGGGGCCAGCCGAGAGAGACCCCCCCACUUUUGUUCUGGGUGGUGGGGGGGCGAGUGAUUUUUUUUUAUAAAGAAUGUUCAAUAUA